This is a messenger RNA of Hyaloscypha bicolor E, 1901 nucleotides long. RefSeq lists its product as uncharacterized. NCBI's taxonomy places the organism in Eukaryota, Fungi, Ascomycota, Leotiomycetes, Helotiales, Hyaloscyphaceae. The transcript has 4 exons. Bases 90 to 1652 code for a protein of 520 amino acids. The record is from RefSeq and is a predicted model, not a curated record.
CGCCAUUUAAUCGUACGAGUAAUUUCUUUUGUUUACCCCUCUUCUGUACAACUAUAUGGAAGGCCGAUCUCGCUGAAGGCUUCCUGAAGAUGGGUUCAUCUUCUCAGAGUGUCAGAUACAGGAUGGUUUCAAACAAGGAUGACCUCGUUGAUGCCGAGAUCAAUCAGGUUGAGCCUGAUGACCAAGAUACGGGGCUAAGGCCAAAGUCAAGGUUAUCUGAACUCUUUGACAGACAGAGCUACACUGGGGCAUUGCUUUUCAAUCUUGCCGCAUUCAUGCUACCUGCUCUCUAUGGCACAUUGAGCAAAUUAUGGGUUGCCAACAUCGAUUCAAGCCAAGUCGUUACUACUGAUGUGUACACUUACAUCGGUGUAAUCGUUAACGUUCUCAACGAUGGGCUUCCGAGAACUGCCUGGAGCGUCAUCGGGGAUAAAACAACACGAACACCAAGCUCUCGAAUCGGUCUGACGUACACGCUACUCCUGUUCCAGAUCACCUUUGGCGCCAUAUUGACAGUCAUCUUCGUUGCCAGUUCUGACAAACUUGCUGCUGCUUUUGUUCCUUCCGCUGUCAGGGAUACCUCUCUCAGAUAUGUCCGCAUCUCAUCGGUCGAGGCGUUAUCGUCUGCUAUGGAGGUGGCAGUUGCCAGCUCAACCAGAGCCUUGGAUCACCCUGAUGUCCCGCUGCUUAUCAGCUCAAUCAAAUUUAUCGUGAAUAUCGUCCUAGACCUGCUCAUAAUUUCGCGAUUUCAUGUUGGCAACCACGCCCCAACGAUCAAUACGCAGGCAUUAGUGCGAAUGGCUUGUGACCUAACGGCAGCUCUCUCCGGACUGGUAUACUUCCUCCACAUCGCCACCAGGUUUCAAGGACGCUCGAGUUCAAACCCAUCAGACCCGAAACCGAGACCAAGCGUUUCGUCACUGAGAACUCUCGUACGACCUGGAUUCUGGACUUUCAUAGAAUCGGCAUUGCGGAAUUCCAUCUACCUCUGGCUUAUCCAUGGGAUUGUGUCGAUGGGUUCUGACUAUGCCACUGCGUGGGGAGUUUUCAAUACCAUCAGAUGGGGCAUCUUCAUGGUUCCUGUUCAAGCUCUCGAGGCGACCACGUUGACGUUCGUGGGUCAUGCCUGGGGAAAAUGGAGAGCUGAAGUAGGACCGACUUUGAAGAACCCGAAGGCGUCCAAGGAAGACUUGCUUGCCAUCACUCGGUUGGCAUGGCGUUCGUGCCUCAUUGCUCUCGCUUUGGAGGUCCCAAUUUGCAUCCUCCUCUCGAUCUGGGGCAUGAAGCAGUUCGCAUUCUAUCUCUCAGAGUCAGAACCUGUUGCGCUGAUAACUCAACAUAUGUGGAAGACUAUUGAUUGGUGUUACAUAUUCUAUGCGGUCAACUACCAAAUUGCUGCUAUUGUACUUGCCACUACGACUCGAUGGUUUCUCAUCCAGGCUCUUGGCUCUAACCUCCUCUGGAUGCUGCCGUGGGCUAUCGCGGUUACCAGAAUUGGGAUGACUCCUGAGAAUGCUUGGAGCUAUCACUCCAUAAUAUUUGGUGGCGCUCUUGUGUUUGACUUCUUCAACGUGUCUUUGGUGGUGGGUAUCUGGGCGUGGUACCUGAUGAAAGGGAAGAUUUCUUUGGCGCCGGUUCACAGUUCUCUUUGAGGAAGGUAGUGGUCUGCUUUUCCAUGAGUUGGAUAAGGCAACAUGGGAAUUGGGCGGUGAUAUCGGCAGGUCGAGUUUGGUUCUGGCAAGGCUGUACAGAGUACAAAAUGCAAAAAGCAGAAGCAGGGUUUACUUUUUGGUCAGACUACGGACUUCCACUAGAGCGAGAGCGAAGGGAAAGGAAUUACAAAACAAGGGAUUGGCGCACAUCACAUUAUCGCUCUAGUCAGCAAACGAUCAUGGAAAAGC